AUGAGUGUCCUGACACCACCCAGACUCCUAGACCUGGCUGGAAUGCACCUGGUCAGGGAAGAUGCCUUGGUCUGUUCUGCUCUGGAGUUUCUGUCCACGGAGCUCUUCCCAUCCCUCUUCAUGGACGCCUUCCAUGGGAGACACAUCAAGACCCUAAAGGCCAUGGUGCAAGCCUGGCCCUUUGUCUGCCUGCGUCUGGGGGGCCUCAUUGACCUGCCUCAUGUGGGGCCACUACAAGCAGUCCUGGAAGCACUUGAUGUCCUACUUGUCCAGAAGGUUCGUUCCAGAGCUCCAGGACCCAUCAUCCCUUGGCUCCCCCUGAAGAUAUACAUAGAGCUUUGCCUGAAGAAAAUGACCCUGGAUAACUUCCUUACCUACCUCCUCAGGUGGAUGGAGCAGAGAAAAGCUUCCAUUCACCUCUGCUGUAAGAAGCUGACCAUCUUUGCGAUGCCUGUGGAAAAUGUCAUGAAGGUCCUAAAUAUGGUGCAGCUGGACUGCAUGCAGGAGGUGCAAGUGAAUUGGAUUUGGCAUCUGUCCACGCUGGCCAAGUUUGCUCCUCUCCUGGGUCAGAUGAGCAACGUGCGGAGACUCCUUCUCUCCCGCAUUCACAUGUCUGCCCUUGAGAAGCAGGAGCAGCAAGUUGUCCUAUUUACCUCUAAGUUUCUCAAGCUGUACCAUCUCCAGGAUCUCUAUCUAGAUUCUCCCUCCUUCCUUGAAGGCUGCCUGGACCAGAUGCUCAGAUUUCUGAGGACCCUCUUGGAUCACCUGGCAAUAACUAACUGCCAGCUUACAGAAUCAGACCUGACCCACCUGUCCCAGUGCUUGAACAUCCGUCAGCUCAAAGGCCUGGAUCUGAGUGGGGUCACCAUGACUGACUUUAGUCCUAAGAUCCUCCACAUUCUUCUGGAGCAAGUUGCAGCCACCCUCCAGGAACUGAACUUAGAGCAGUGUAGGAUCACAGAGUCCCAACUUAAAUCCAUCCUGCCUGUCCUGAGCUGCUGUUCCCAGCUCAGGACCUUCAGUCUGUGCGGGAAUGUCCUCUCUAUGGCCAUCAUGGAGAAGCUGCUGAGUCACAUCACUGGGCUGAUCAACCAUAGCUUUGUAUGA
Molecule: messenger RNA, 1107 nt
Organism: Capra hircus (goat)
Lineage: Eukaryota; Metazoa; Chordata; Mammalia; Artiodactyla; Bovidae
Product: PRAME family member 8-like
Exons: 3
Coding region: 1-1107 (368 amino acids)
Cellular component (GO): cytoplasm
Source: RefSeq, a predicted model, not a curated record